Pectinophora gossypiella (pink bollworm) is the source of this 2969-nucleotide messenger RNA. It is a transcript of the gene opa, whose product is annotated as zinc finger protein ZIC 4. NCBI's taxonomy places the organism in Eukaryota, Metazoa, Arthropoda, Insecta, Lepidoptera, Gelechiidae. Gene Ontology annotation, biological process: central nervous system development; regulation of transcription by RNA polymerase II. Gene Ontology annotation, molecular function: RNA polymerase II cis-regulatory region sequence-specific DNA binding; DNA-binding transcription factor activity, RNA polymerase II-specific. The transcript has 3 exons. Bases 403 to 1719 code for a protein of 438 amino acids. Gene Ontology annotation, cellular component: nucleus. The record is from RefSeq and is a predicted model, not a curated record.
CGAGCCGGUGGACUCACGUCGCGAUACCUUUCAUCGGUGCCAGAAAAAAUCGCGCGAUUUGUCCAAACUGAUGAGGCCUACCACGCGACCGCUCACCUCACACUGUGACCACUCGAUAUCUUUAUAACGACGCGCCAACCCCUGUGAUAAUAGUUACUCUAGUUACAUGAGGAUACUGAAAUAUUAUUUAGGUAUACACAUUGAGUGAAGUGAAAAUUUUAUUUUGUGUAAUUGGUAAACUAUUGUGAUUUUGCGGCUGUUCUACGAACUGAAGGCUGGAUUUUCAUUAUACUACAAGUAAUGUUAGCAGAAAGAAGCUUUCGAAGAGUUUGGUCUGAGAUUGAGGGCAGAGGGUAGAGUGUGUGAAGACGCGGUGAGCAGCGGGGCGCUCCCGCCGCGUGGAUGGUGGCGGGCGAAUGGGGCUAUGCGCCGGCGCCGGCCACCCCCGCCAUGAACGCUUUCCUCGAGACCAACCACGCGCACCUCGCGUCGUACGGGCUCAAGAUGUCGCCGCAGCCGGGGUGCGGCCCGGGCGGCCAGCCGCGCGCCGCCGCGCCGCACGCGCCGCACCACCCGCACCACUACCAGCCGUACCCGCUGCACUCAUACCAGCCGGGCUACCUCCGCGAGUAUGGCGCCUGCGGCGAGCUUUUCCCGCAGCAACCGCUCGAGCAGAGCUGGGAGUGGCGCGGCGACGUGCACUACCAGGGCGGCGCGCCCCCGCUCGUGCCGCACUCGCACCCGCACGCGCCGCACGCCUUCCUGCGCUACGUGCGCGCGCCGCCGCGCCGCGACAUGCGCUGCCAGUGGCUCGACCCCGACCAGCCGCCGCCCAGGAAGCUCUGCAACAAACUGUUCUCCAGCAUGCACGAGAUCGUGACGCACCUCACGGUGGAGCACGUGGGCGGCCCCGAGUGCACCACACACGCCUGCUUCUGGCAGGGCUGCUCGCGGAACGGCCGCCCGUUCAAAGCCAAGUACAAGCUGGUCAACCAUAUCCGAGUGCACACAGGAGAGAAACCCUUCCCCUGCCCCUUCCCCGGCUGCGGGAAAGUGUUUGCCCGCUCCGAGAACCUCAAGAUUCACAAGAGGACGCAUACUGGCGAGAAGCCGUUCAAGUGCGAGUACGCGGGCUGCGACCGAAGGUUCGCCAACUCCUCGGAUCGGAAGAAACACUCGCACGUGCACACGUCAGACAAGCCCUACAACUGCCGGGUGCACGGCUGCGACAAGUCGUACACGCACCCCUCCAGUCUGCGCAAGCACAUGAAGGUGCACGGCGCGGCGGGCGACGCGUCGCCGCGGUACGACAGCGACGGAGACGACUCCUCCUCAGCUGGCAGCGUCAGCGUGACCGCCGGCGCUGCCAGCCCGCCCGUGCCGCCGCCUCCGCCCGCACCCGCGAUACAACACCACCCACACCACCACACCUCCAUAGCCGACAAGCUGGAGAGCCUCAACGACAAGUACCUCAAUCCUCACGACCAAAAACCUUACGAACGACCUCCCCCGCCUCCUCAUCAACAUCAGCCGCACAUAACGAAUAUUGGCGGUAACGGUAUGAUGGACAAUAAAUUAGGCUUCGGCGGGCAUUGGAGUCAGUUCCAGCAGCCGGCGCCAACGGUCCCGCACGGGGUGCCGGAGUGGUGGUGUCCCACGCAGGAGACAUACCACCACCACCACCUGAUGCACCACUCGGGAGCCGCCGCCGCUUAUUGACCACACCGCGCUUAGGGAACUCUUCAUUCGACGCUUAGACAGCACAACGAUCUAUCCGGCUAAACGAAAUUAAAAUAAGAAUAGUCACAAUUUUCCUUCUCUUGAUUAUAUUUCUCUCUCCACUAACGAAGAUCGUUACAUUGCUACAAUACCGUGGAAUGAAAAGUUCGCUAAAGCGCGAGACAUCCUUCAAAAAUAUAUUACGCUUAUAAAUCUGAUAAGUCCAUAGAAUAGUCCGGCCACUGAUGUACAGACCACUGCCGUCCGAGAGUUUUAUGAUAUUGAAUUCUACUGACUGUAAGGUAAGAGUUAUUUGUAAGGACAUUGUAAUGUUGUUACAAUAGUCUCGUGUCAAUCUCUUGUUUACAUUAAAACAAGCAAGUUGUAUACAAUGACCACUAGUUGAAUGCUGUACAAUGUGCUGUAUAUUUUCUGUAAACAGUGUUCGUGAAAACGAGUCUUUAUGUUGAAGAUGCAUUCCUUGGAGUAUUGUCCGUUAGGAUCCAUUGUCACCGGUGGGACGUUUUAUUCAGCGAAAACUUUGUCAACAUCAUUGCUGACAGUGAUUUAUGACAGCCUUUAUCUAGAGUAAGCAUAAUGUACAAACAGUUGCAUUGUUAAUAAGUUUACAAAAACAAAUAAUUGAAUAUACAAAAUCUUUAGUCCCUCGGGACUAUUUGUUUUAGACGAGAUGCCUUAGAUCUAUUAAUCAUUUAUUUUAACGAUAAAUCCAUCAAUGCUGGCUACAUCAUCAAACGCCUGCUUUGCAUACAAUCCUUACAAAAUAAAACUAUUAUGAUCAGCAUAGCCAAAGCACCGAAGUCCAAUAAAACUACGAUUUAUAGGUUGUAAAAUUCUUGUAAAUGUUUUAGUUUAGAAUAGUUAAAGUAUUGUAAAAAUAUUUUAAGAAUGAAAUGCCCAGUGAUAAUAGUCGUAAGCGAUUUAUUUUAUUGUAAAUUUGUCUGUGUCGUUGCUAUAAACUGUGCUAUCGAUUUCUGACCUAUGACUAACUGACUAUAAUAUUUUAAAUAAUGUAUAACUAUUUUUUCACGGAACGACAUUUAGGAGAGAACAUGAUAUUGUACUUAUAUCUAUUCUAUACAAAUAUGUACUAUAUAUAAUUAUACUUGAACGACUGAAGAGCACGAUGUAUUUUAAGUUAUUUUAAGAGAACUUGUUGAUUGUCUUUUCUACAGCCGUGUAAAUAGCAAAGAAAUUAAAUAAAGAAAAAUUGUAUUUCAUGAACCUGA